Molecule: messenger RNA, 1215 nt
Organism: Schistosoma guineensis
Lineage: Eukaryota; Metazoa; Platyhelminthes; Trematoda; Strigeidida; Schistosomatidae
Source: the annotation of a GenBank genome assembly
AUGCCGGUCAAAGAGAAUAUAAGUAAUCAUUUAACUGAUGAAGAAGAAUAUCGUAAUGGAUAUCUAUCACCAAAUUUAAUUAUGUUACGUUCAAGAGGAGAAAAUUUACAAUUCAUUACUAAAUUAAAUUUAUGGGGUUUAAAAUUAAAGCAUGUUUCCACUUUAAAAUGUAUGCCAAAUUUAAAAAUAAUCAAUAUGAGUUCAAAUUGUUUACAAUCACUUGAACCAUUUUCUCAUUGUUUAAAUCUAUGCGAAUUAUAUAUACGCAGUAAUCAUAUUGUCAAUAUUGAUGAAGUGGCCCAUUUGAAAUAUUUAAAUAUGCUUGAAAAAUUAUGGUUAAAUGGCAAUCCAUGUUGUCUAUUCUUUAAAAAUUAUGAAAGAAAUGAAAACGUUUUAUAUGAUUCUUCAGUACUAUAUAGAUGUACUGUGAUACGUAAUGUGCAAAGUUUAAUACAUUUAGAUCAAGAAGUAAUUACAUUAGAAGAACGAGAACUAUCAGAAGAGCAUGGUAUUUUACUAACAGCUCCACCGCCUCAACUAACAAUUGAUGAACAAUCUCAAUCAGAAAUAUCCGAAACAACGUUAACCAAUAUUAAUCCAACUGAUGUAGAUGAAUCUGUUAACACAAACAGUGUCAUCGAUAUAACUUUAAGUUCAGACGUAGAAAUGAAAAAAGAUAGAUAUCAUUCGGAUUUACUAGUUACGAAAAAAGAAUCCCAAAUAAAUAAUCUAGAUAAUGAUACCAUAAAAGAUCCGAGAUCAACAAAUGAUAUUGUUGAGCUAAUCAAUAACAAUAUAGAUUCUAAGUCACCUUUUAUUAAAAGAAAAGGUCGAAAUAGAUCCUAUUUACAGGAUGUCACAUUAAAAGAGACAAAUAAAAUUCGUCAAGAAUACGGCUUAAAACCGAUAAAUAAGAAUAAAAUUUCUUCACCUGCUAAACGACUGCAAUCGAUCGAUCAGAAGAAUGAGAAAAUUGUUCGAAAUUCAAUUAUACGAUUAUUAAAAACAUUGAAUUAUGAAAGUUUAGAAAGAAUUAUUCAAGCAGCUGAAAAACGUAUAUUACGUUUAACUGGUAGUUCAAAAUUACAUUCAUUAUUAUUGAAUGAUAAUGUUGUUGUUGUUGUUGAAGAAGAAGAAGAAGAAGAGGAAAAUAACAAUGAAUGGACAUUAAAUGGAACUUAUGAUUGUUCAAAUUAUAUGAAUGGAGAUAAAUGA